Molecule: messenger RNA, 1036 nt
Organism: Prorocentrum cordatum
Lineage: Eukaryota; Dinophyceae; Prorocentrales; Prorocentraceae
Source: the annotation of a GenBank genome assembly
GUUCGAGGCUGCCACGCGGUUGUUCCUUGCGGUUGUCGCGUGGUGCUUUGUCCCAUGCGCGUCCCAUGUGGCUGUCCCAUCGUUGCCCUGUGAUUGUCUAGUGCGUUUGUCCCACGAUUGCUCCGCAGCUGUCCUUUCUUUGUCCCCUUUAUUGUUGCUGCUGGUGUUGUUGAUCUUUCUCGUCGUCCUCCACCUCCUUGUCCCCAUCCUCUCCUCGUCCGUCCCCUACGUAGCCAUUCUGGCUUCAGCCUCCUCCGAGCACAGACCUGACCCGAGCCCCGCUUGAGGCGAGCCCCCGCGCAUACGAUGGCGGAGCAGGUGAAGCUGUUUGGCAGGUGGGCGUACGAGGACGUCAACGUGUCCGACCUCAGCCUGGUCGACUACAUCGCCGUGAAGGCGGGAGCGCACACGUACCUGCCGCACACGCAGGGCCGCUACCAGGCGAAGCGUUUCCGCAAGGCCCUGUGCCCCAUCGUCGAGCGCCUCUGCUGCUCCAUGAUGAUGCACGGCCGUAACAACGGCAAGAAACUGAUGGCCGUGCGCAUCGUGAAGCACGCGUUCGAGAUCAUUCACCUCCUGACGGACAAGAACCCCAUCCAGGUCUACGUGGACGCCGUGAAGAACGGGGGGCCCCGUGAGGACUCGACGCGAGUCGGCUCCGCCGGCGUCGUGAGGCGUCAGGCCGUCGACGUCUCGCCGCUGCGCCGUGUGAACCAGGCCAUCUACCUGAUCUGCACGGGCGCGCGCAACAGCGCCUUCCGCAACAUCAAGUCGAUCGCCGAGGCGCUCGCGGACGAGAUCAUGAACGCCGCGAAGGAGUCUUCCAACAGCUACGCCAUCAAGAAGAAGGACGAGAUUGAGCGCGUGGCCAAGGCGAAUCGCUGAGGAGCCCUGAGGGGGGCCUGGGCGGGAGGGCUCGGCGCUCGGUGUGCUGCCCACCACUGUGGCGCGGAAGAGCCCCUCGUCCAUCCCGCUCAUCCUCUUCCUCUGCCCCCCAUCCUCGUUCCCCCCCCCUGCUCUUCUGCUUCUGCGUCGG